This is a messenger RNA of Mesorhabditis belari, 363 nucleotides long. NCBI's taxonomy places the organism in Eukaryota, Metazoa, Nematoda, Chromadorea, Rhabditida, Rhabditidae. The record is from the annotation of a GenBank genome assembly.
AUGGAGCACCUACCCAUUCAGGGAACCGUUUUGAGCAGCUCUAAGCUCAAUUUGAGAUAUCGAGAGAGCGCAAAGCCUCUUCCCCAUGAUCGUCUCUAUGUUGAUUGCCAAAAAGUUCGUCCUCUCCAGCUCCAGCCCAGCUCCAAUCCACGAUCUUUUGAUCCCGAACGCAGCAAUCGAUCCGACUCAAGAAAGGAAAAGACCUGGAACUCCCCUCCCAUCCCGCCUCCUCAACUCCGAAAUGGCCAAAAGGCGCGCAUCGUUGGCGGCCAGGUCUACAAUUUUGACGAUUUCUACACGACAACUCCGGCAAAAUCUUUCAGUAAUACGCUGCGAUCCGAUGGACAAUCAUCAUUAUCAAGU